GGUACCUAGUGAUGGACUAUUCGAGCAAAGAUCCACCACCUCCUACUUACGAUGCUAGUUAUGGUGGUUACCCACCCCAGGCAGGUGGUUACCCACCCCAGGCAGGUGCCUACCCACCCCAGGGUGGCGCCCCCCCUCAAGCAGCUCCGUACCCCCCUCAAGGAGCCGCCUACCCACCCCAGCAAGCUGCCUACCCUCCGCAAUACGCCCCUCCUGGUCCCGCCUACCCUCCUACAGGAGGCUCCUACCCUGCCCCUCAAGCAGGGAAGGACCAUGUAGCAGUAGAUGUGGGAUAUAGUUCAGGUAAUACAGAUGAUGAUAUGAUCCGGGUAGGUAACCGAGGACUAUCUGAUCCUGACAUCAGACGAGGUUUCAUCAGGAAGGUCUACAUCAUCCUGUGCAUGCAGUUCGGAGUUACUGUAGCAACCAUACUACUCAUGCAGAAGUUUGUGGGUAACCUGCGUGAGAACUGGGACGCGGGAACCUCUCAGAAGGUGUUCAUAUCAAUGUGGGUGUGUCUGGUUGUCUUUAUUGUGAUUGAGAUAGUGCUAGUGUGCUGUGAUAGUGUGAGGAGGAAACACCCCCUCAAUAUUAUCCUGCUCUUCAUCUUCACUCUGGCUAUGUCAGGGUUUGUGGGCUGCAUUACCCUCUACUACCGCGUUGAUGCAGUUCUCAUCGCCGCGGGCUCCACCUGCAUAAUUACACUGGGUCUCACUUUGUUUGCUUGCCAGACCAAGGUAGACUUCACCAGCAAGGGAGCCUACAUUUUCGCUAUCUUCAUGGUCUUCAUCUGCUUCGGCUUCUUCAUGAUCUUCUUCCACAGUCGGGUCCUGCAGGUGGUGUACGGAUGUAUUGGAGUCCUGAUCUUCAGUAUGUUCCUUGUCUACGAUACUCAGAUGCUGAUUGGGGGGAGAAAGUACGAGCUGACAGAGGAGGAGUACGUGUUCGGGGCCCUCACUAUCUACAUUGAUGUUAUCCAGAUCUUCCUCUAUCUCUUAUCUAUCUUGGGUAAUGAGUGAAUCAGCUUCAUUGGAGAUGGAAGUGUUAAAUGUUAUUUUUAGUAUAGACUUGUUUUUUCAAUGACUUCACAGUGCAACAUUAGUUUGAAACUUCAAAGGUAUUAAAUUUUCAUAGCAUUAUCCCCUAUUUAAAUCAUCACGUGAUUUAAAAUUAUUGAUUUCCAGAGUUCAAAGUCUCAGAUUUGUUUGAAGAGUUAGAUGUACAUAUAAUCUUGAAUGCAUAGUUGAACUGAAUUGUUGAUGAUUGAAACUCAAGAAUUUUCCCCGAGGAGUUUUUCAGAAUGAUUGUUUAAUAACUUUAUCACAAUUAAGAAAUAAAUUUGAUU
Molecule: messenger RNA, 1345 nt
Organism: Bolinopsis microptera
Lineage: Eukaryota; Metazoa; Ctenophora; Tentaculata; Lobata; Bolinopsidae
Product: protein lifeguard 1-like
Biological process (GO): negative regulation of apoptotic signaling pathway
Cellular component (GO): Golgi apparatus; endoplasmic reticulum
Source: RefSeq, a predicted model, not a curated record